AUGAGUUCGUUCCACAACUUGGUGCUACAGGCAAAGAAGGCGCGCGCUGUCAUCAAUUACAGAGGAAGGAAGUCGGAUGCCAAGAAGAAUAAUCUGUCCAAGCAUGCUGCAGGCUCAUCAUCAGUGUCCUCGUCAGUUGUGGAGCUAGUUCCGACGUCUUCCCCCUGGGAUCUCCUCCCAGUCGAGAUUCAGAUCAAGAUAUUCGCCCACUGCGGUGUCACGGACUUUCUGCCAUUAAAGCUUGUCUGCAAAUCAUUCUAUCUACUGCUUAACUCGCAGGAACAAUGGAUCACCCGGCAAUACCUCCGUCAACGUCGCCAUGGAACACUCCCCUCCCCGAUAGAUAGCGAAAGGACAUAUACUCGGAAUCCGGAGGAUGAUGCAGUAUUGCUAUCCGAUUUGUUUCCACCGGCGAAGAGCGCCAAGGGUGGCCACAUAUACACUUUCAAGUAUAUAUCCGGCCUGCGUCGCCGGCAGACGCUUUGUACAAGACUUUGCUGUUACCUCGCGGACCGUGUUAUGGAUCGGUUUGUGCACAGCGAACCGGCGUUCAUGAAAUCCAUGUUUACCUCCAAAGCCGAGCGCGGCGUCUUCGUGCAAAGGACGACUGCGCGCUUAUGGUUUCAUCUCGCUCCGCUCAUGUAUUAUACUCUAUACUUCCUUGAGACCUAUGCUCUUGCCAGGCGAGAGCAGACUAAUGUUCUUCUGCGUGACUGGGAAGCUGGACGCUUGCCAGUUCCUGUACCCCCACACAUCCGUAGAGCCAUGUACCGGGACUUGCAAGUAAAGAUAAUCAGAUCACCUCCUUUUACUGACACCCCUACCCUCAUAGCCACGCAUCACUGCAUGCAACUUCUAGUCUCAUACUUGCGGUAUACUGUACCACCGGAUGAGCCUACAGUUUCGGAUGACAGUUGGAUUGGAUCCUUGCUUACAGUGUCGCCAUUCCUCCGAAUAGUGGAGUACUUCUCCGCUGAAAUCGGAGAUGGCGGCAAUCAGCGGAUGCAGCGAAAGGACUUCAUGCACAAUUUUCAUAACGAUAUCACCCUAAAUGAAAAGGACGACAUCAACAUGUUGGUCUUCCAGAAUGCCCCGAACGUGCAUUUGCAUGGUUCCGUGGAAGAUGUUUGGUUCGAUGUUGUGAAGGAGGAAUUGGCUUUAAGAAAGGCGGCGCCGCAUCAUGCAGAGCGCGUCAUGGUUUGGACAGGGUUGCCUGUCCUAUUCAGCUGCCAAGACUGUCGAAUUCCAGAUGGAUGGCGUGCAUAA
Molecule: messenger RNA, 1266 nt
Organism: Aspergillus tubingensis
Lineage: Eukaryota; Fungi; Ascomycota; Eurotiomycetes; Eurotiales; Aspergillaceae
Product: F-box domain protein
Exons: 3
Coding region: 1-1266 (421 amino acids)
Molecular function (GO): protein binding
Source: RefSeq, a predicted model, not a curated record